Purpureocillium takamizusanense is the source of this 1101-nucleotide messenger RNA. Its product is annotated as 4-hydroxyphenylpyruvate dioxygenase. The record is from RefSeq and is a predicted model, not a curated record. The coding region runs from base 1 to 1101 and encodes 366 amino acids. The transcript has a single exon. NCBI's taxonomy places the organism in Eukaryota, Fungi, Ascomycota, Sordariomycetes, Hypocreales, Ophiocordycipitaceae.
AUGGCCAUCAAGCGCGCCGUCUGCACCAUGUCUCUCGGCCGGUGCUUCGCCGGCCACUCCCUCGUCCACAAGCUCGACGCGGCAAGCAGACACGGCUUCACAGGCAUCGAGCUCUUCUACGAGGACCUCGUCGCCCUCGCGCGUGACAUGUCCGUCAGCAGCAGCGGCGGCAGCAGCGGCGACACCCAGGCCGACCAACUAUCCGCCGCCGCCUCCAUCCGCAGACUCUGCGCCGACCGCGCCCUCGAAAUCAUCUGCCUCCAGCCCUUUACGCACUACGAGGGGCUCCUGGACAGGGAUCUGCACGCGCGCCGGGUGCAGGAGAUGCGCUUCUGGGUGCGGCUGGCGCACGCGCUCGGGACCGAUCUGAUAUGCCUGCCGAGCAGCUUCCUCGCCGUCUCAGAGCUGACCGACGACAUGGCCACCAUCGCCGACGACCUUCGCGUCCUCGCCGACAUUGGUCUCGCCUCGACGCCCGUGAUCCGCUUCGCGUACGAGGCCCUCUGCUGGGGCACCCGCGUCGACACCUGGGAGGCGAGCUGGGACGUCGUCGAGAGGGUCGCGCGCCCCAACUUUGGCAUCUGCCUCGAUACGUUCAACAUCGCGGGGCGCAUCUACGCCGACCCCACGGCCCCAUCCGGGCGCACGCACGGCUGCGACGCCGCCCUCGCCGCGUCCCUGCGCCGCCUCGUGUCGACUGUGGAGCGCAGCAAGGUCUUCCUCGUGCAGCUCGCCGACGCGGAGCGCCUGGCGCGGCCGCUCGACCAGACGCACCUUUUCCACGUCGCGGGUCAGCCGCCGCGCAUGAGUUGGUCGCGCAACGCGAGGCUCUUUUACGGAGAGACGGCGCACGGCGCGUACCUGCCCGUCAAGUCCGUGCUGGACGCCAUCGUCCGUGGGCUCGGCUACAAGGGCUGGUUGAGCUUUGAGGUGUUCAACAGGAGGUUGGCGGACGUGGACGAGGACGUGCCUGACAAGAUGGCGCGACGGGCGGCGAUUUCGUGGGAGAAGAUGGCACGGGACAUGCAUCUUGAGACGGUCGCCGCGACUGGAAACAAUCACGUAGCUACCGAUCGGGAGAGAACGCAGGCAAUGCUGUAA